AUGUCUGCCCAGUCAUCGUCAACAGCGAAUAUAUUUGUUGUUCUGCGUCAGCUCCGGUCACUAUGCUACUCUAAUCGCCCAGUCACAACAUCACUCAGCUACACUGCGUCGCAUCGCACUCAGUCAACUACCUCGACUAAUGCCAUAAAAACACAAUGGCAUUCAUCAGCCUCCUAUUCUACCGCUCCUCCAUCAAAGCCUGAAAAGAGGCCCGUUGAAGACAUUGACUUAUCACAACCAAUGAAAUCUAAGCCUAAGAAACCUCAACCAGCAUGGGCAGUUCAGAAGAAUGCAUUAAAAGCGAAAUUUAAAGAAGGAUGGAAGCCACGGAAGAAGGUGUCUCCUGAUACCAUGGAAAGUAUCCGCAAACUGCAUAGCAUGGACUCUGUUAAAUAUUCGACAAAGAACCUUGCGGAAGAAUUCAAGAUCUCCCCCGAGGCAAUUCGAAGGAUAUUGAAGAGCAAAUGGAGGGCCACGGAAGCAGAGGAGAUUGAUAGGAGAGAUCGAUGGGAGAAGCGAAAAAUACGGAUACAAGAACAGAUGAUGGAGCUUGGACUGAGGCAUUCUGAUCCUGUUAGCGAGGCGAGGCCCGGUCUACAGGAAGAGUUAUCCCGAGGCACCAGUGUUUGGAAUGCUACUGAAAAAACUGCUGGUGGAUACCUACCUCAAAAAAGUAAUCGGGAAUUCUUUCCGAAGAAGAGAUUUGGUGCUGAAGAAAGGUCAGCCCAGGACGGUGAUCCUUGGGAUGUUUCUGGGCGGGACGACCUUAUUGACACCAAAAGAGACUCGUUUGGAGAUAACUGGCCGCAGAACUCUCACAUGAGGAGAGGCGCUCAAAGCCGUACUCAAACGGAAGAUUACCAUCGCCAGGGCUACAGGGGGAAGCCUAACUGGUAG
Messenger RNA from Microsporum canis CBS 113480, 897 nucleotides. RefSeq lists its product as hypothetical. Bases 1 to 897 code for a protein of 298 amino acids. Lineage: Eukaryota; Fungi; Ascomycota; Eurotiomycetes; Onygenales; Arthrodermataceae. Gene Ontology annotation, cellular component: nucleus. The transcript is spliced from 2 exons. The record is from RefSeq and is a predicted model, not a curated record.